Astyanax mexicanus (Mexican tetra) is the source of this 2892-nucleotide messenger RNA. RefSeq names its product FA complementation group F (gene fancf). Lineage: Eukaryota; Metazoa; Chordata; Actinopteri; Characiformes; Acestrorhamphidae. The transcript has a single exon. The record is from RefSeq and is a predicted model, not a curated record. Gene Ontology annotation, cellular component: Fanconi anaemia nuclear complex. Gene Ontology annotation, biological process: interstrand cross-link repair. Bases 242 to 1297 code for a protein of 351 amino acids.
GCCUCACUCUGUUUGUGCUGCAGGAGGCGGGAAUCGGCUUGUUUACCUCCUCCUCGUGGUCUUGUCUCGUCUAGUUUACGGAAAAGGUCUUGGUUUUGUCAUUUUUAAAGCAUUUUUAUUAGUCUUUUUCUGUGUGGGUUAAACGUGUUUUAAGAAGGGAAAACGCGGCGUUUUUACCUGAGUUUAAGAGUGCUUGUGGGGGUGUUUUAGCCGCUUAGCCUGAGGUGGAGCGCAGCGCCGCAUGGAGGCCGUGCUGAAGAACCUGGGCAGCACGCUGGAGGUCCUGGCCGUGUCUGAGACGGAGUUUGUGAGGGAGUGGGACGCUCGGACGGUGGACAGGGCGUUCCAGUGGGCGAAAUACUGCGAACAUGUCUACAAUCGCUUCCACGCUAACCCCUCCAUCCGGCCGGUGCUGGAGGACUGCCUGCGCCUGACUAAUGAGCGGCUGUCUGAGGGUUUAUCCGGACACCGCGCUCUGAGCCUGGCUGAUUUGGCUCAGUGCCGCCACAGGUUAUUUAUCGGGCUGUUAAGAAACCCAUUGGCUCCCCACUCUGUUUUUAAAUCACUUUUUGACAACUGCAGACUGUUUGAGGAUGAUGGAGACACAAAACCAGGCAGAGAAACUCAUCUGGACCUUUCUGAACUAAUUAUGUGCAGAUCAGCCUGUAAACUGCUGGGCUCUUUUCAGUUGAACUCACAGGAAACUUCUGACAUUAGCUUCAGUACCCAGGUUCAAGGUCUCAUGCUUCUACAGCGCCUUCACGCCAUACAGUGCCACCCAGGCAAUGACAGCUACCUCAGGAAACUGAUGGACACUUUCCUUCAGGACGUUGGACAAGAUUUGGACCAUUUAUCUGAGGUCAUUGCAGCUUGUCUACUAAUAGAAAAUGAGACCAGUGAGGAGCACACUGCAGCUCAGGACUUUCUCCUAGACUGGCUACAAGACCAUCAUCAAAAUCAUCAUAGCUUGCUCCAAACAAUGUGUCAGUCUUUGCCUCUUCAAAUGUGCACCAAACUGUCCCAGAAGCAGAAAAAAUUCAGGCUUAUGUAUUGGGAAGUAUUAAAGCAAUGGGCAUCCUCCAUGGAGUAUGAUGUGAGUGGUGGAGUAUGGGUGCAGCAGUGUGACACCUUUCCCUCAUUCAAAACAUUAGUAAACCAUUUGAAGUCCAUAUGGAGAUCAGGUUCACCAUUAAAAGAGGAGACUGAGAAAGAGCUGGUGGUGCUUAAACAAGUAGAUGGGGACUUUGAGGUUCAAGGACUGAGUGUUUGGACAGACCUGCUCCUUCAGCUUAGAUAAAUGUGUUUUUCUUUUCCAGCUUUUACAUUGUUAAAGCAGAAGGUUAAGUUCUGUGCUCUUUGUUUGUUCUUUAAUUGACUGGUCUUUAAUUUACACUUUAUGCUAUUUAUUUUCACAUUUUGCCUGACAUUAUCUUGCAAUAAUUGUCAUUUGUUUAAAAAGUUCAGUUUUAGCAAUCUCCAUACAUUCCUCAUUGUAAUGGAUUGUGGCUUCAGCAGACAGGGGGAGACAAUGCUCCUUACACAUUCUACUACAUGCACAUCCUAUCAGAUUACAAGCCUGCCACAAUAGAAGUGUGGCAGACACACGUUUUUGUAAUUCAUGAAGUGUAAUAAAAAUUGUUAAUUGUUAUUAAACAGAUUUUUUUAAAUACUGUUGAAUACUCUUCUAGCUGUAAUCCUGAUCAUUUGGCAUAAAAUUGGGGGCGCACUCUUGUUGUUUGACAGUAUAGGUAAAAAGACCAAAUGAUUUUUACAGAAUAAUGAUGUUGUAAUGAUGCCAUCAAAUAAAAAAACAAAUUAACAUUUACUCUUUUCAAUUUACACAAUGGUGAAAAAGUGGCAAAAUUAAUGAAUAAUAAUUUCAGUGCAUCCCUAUUCUAAACCAGUCAAAUUAGAUAUUUUUUUAAAUAAAAUGAACAUUUGAUCUUUUUAAGGAUAUGACUUAAGCUAUGUCUUUUUUAAGUGAAAAUGUUAUAUCUAUCCAUUACAAAGGAAUUAAGUUGAGGGAAAUGCAGAAUUGAAUUGGGAAGCAGGGGGGCAUGACAGAUGGUGGCAUCACUCAUCGCCUUGGCAACGGUUGGCAUUAGGCCUCUGAGUCAAUCUUAAAAGGGAAGGAAGGCCGAAUGGUGAACAUGCACGUCUCUCAAAUUGGUCCCUCGAGUACAGGCUGUCGCGUGCUCCAUCAGCUAAAUUUCAUCUGCUCCUUCGAUUAGGGCAGGAGAGAAAGUGAGGCCUUGCACGAGGUUGUUCAGUAUUUAAUGAUUAAUGAGGUCGCUUGAGCCUGUCAGCACCCGUCGUCCAAUAACAACGUGGGGAACGUGAAAUCUCACACACGGGAAGCACGUCUCAGCUUCAGUGAGGUUUCACUGAAUUAAAUAAAAAAAAUUAAGCAUGAGAGUUUUUUCACUCUUGUCAGAGUUAUUUACUCUCUGCUGAUCUGUGGAUUAGCUCAGCAUGCAGUAUUCUUGUGUAGCAGAUUCAAGCAGUCAGUAAGCUAAUUAGACUUUGUUAGAGAGAAACUCAUAAAGAUGAGUGGCAGUGAUGCAAAUAGAACUACUAUCUAAUACUGUUGGACACAUGUUAUAUGUCAGAUUAAAAGUCGCAGAGUUGGAUUCAGUUUAAUUACUGUCAAAUGUUUUACAUGUAUACGGUUUAGAUUAGGGAUGCACCAAAUAUUUGCAUUUUUUUCUAUUUAAAUUGCAUUCUUAUGUGACUUAAGUAGCCCAGAAGAGGUACAUUUGUGAUUGGAAUUGUAUUACUGAGGUACAGUUAUGACUGGAAAAGCACUGUUUUUUUAUGUUAAUGUAUUGUGCCUAGUUGGAUUGUCUGUUAAGUGUUAAGUAGGUUAAGUGUUCAAUAAAUAUUUUUAAACCA